GGAGACCAGAUAUAGUGAAUGCAGGGUCCGUGGAGAGCAUAUAUAGUGAAUUCAGGGUUCGUGGAGAGCGGAUAUAGUGAAUGCAGAGUCCGGGGACACCGGAUAUAGUGAAUGCAGGGUCCAGGGAGACCGGAUAUAGUGAAUGCAGGGUCCAGGGAGACCGGAUAUAGUGAAUGCAGGGUCCAGGGAGACCAGAUAUAGUGAAUGCAGGGUCCGUGGAGAGCAUAUAUAGUGAAUUCAGGGUUCGUGGAGAGCGGAUAUAGUGAAUGCAGGGUCCAGGGAGACCAGAUAUAGUGAAUGCAGGGUCCAGGGAGACCAGAUAUACGAAUGCGGGGUCCGGGGAGAGCGGAUACAGCGAAUGCGGGGUCCGGGGAGAGCGGAUACAGCGAAUGCGGGGUCCGGGGAGAGCGGAUACAGCGAAUGCGGGGUCCGGGGAGAGCGGAUACAGCGAAUGCGGGGUCCGGGGAGAGCGGAUACAGCGAAUGCGGGGUCCGGGGAGAGCGGAUACAGCGAAUGCGGGGUCCGGGGAGAGCGGAUACAGCGAAUGC
Staurois parvus is the source of this 548-nucleotide messenger RNA. The record is from the annotation of a GenBank genome assembly. Lineage: Eukaryota; Metazoa; Chordata; Amphibia; Anura; Ranidae.